Alosa alosa (allis shad) is the source of this 1612-nucleotide messenger RNA. RefSeq names its product homeobox D12a (gene hoxd12a). Gene Ontology annotation, biological process: regulation of DNA-templated transcription. Gene Ontology annotation, molecular function: sequence-specific double-stranded DNA binding; DNA-binding transcription factor activity, RNA polymerase II-specific. The transcript has 2 exons. The coding region runs from base 1 to 801 and encodes 266 amino acids. The record is from RefSeq and is a predicted model, not a curated record. NCBI's taxonomy places the organism in Eukaryota, Metazoa, Chordata, Actinopteri, Clupeiformes, Clupeidae.
AUGUGCGAACGCAAUCUUCUCAGUUCUGGCUAUGUUGGUCCUCUGCUAAAUUGUCCUUCUUCGGAAUCAUUAUAUUUCCCAAAUUUACGGAGCAAUGGAGCCCAUCUUUCCGGACUUCCUCAGAUUUCCUACAGCAGAAGAGAGGUGUGCUCGUUCCCGUGGACUUCCCCAAGUUCGUGCACGGCCCCACCACAGAGCCGCGCCUUCACUGGCUAUUCUCAGCCGUUUCUGACAGACUCAGUGCCUCAAAAUGCAAAUCCAAACUACAAUAAAGGAUCAUCAGAGGACAUUAUUAGGUAUCAUUUUCAGAAUGCACAUCCAAAAAGCGGGGAACCACAUAGAGACGAGGCAUCGUUCGUGGGCGAACAUGGAAUUGCACACUCUGUUAGUUCUAGCAAGUACGAGUUAUCUAACUUGGACAGACGGUCACAGAACUCUGCUGCACACACCGAACUGACAAGUAUGCAAGUAGCUAGCGAUGGUGUGAGGCAAUCGGUCAACUCACUUGUCCAAAUGCAACCAUCCUCAAGUAACACAGCACCUAGAGCAUCAUUCUCUGAUGGUGUGCCUUGGUGUCCAUCACAAGUGAGACAGAGGAAAAAAAGGAAACCCUAUACAAAACCGCAGCUGGCUGAACUUGAGAGUGAAUUUUUGUUACAUGAAUUCAUAAACCGACAGAAACGAAAGGAACUCUCGGAUAGGUUGGAUUUGAGUGACCAACAAGUUAAAAUCUGGUUCCAAAAUCGUAGAAUGAAAAAGAAGAGACUUUUGAUGCGUGACCAUGCCUUUGCAAUAUACUGACGGCAGCGGCCUGUAGGUAGACUUCCGACUGACGCAAAGGUCACGGGCAAGCGGAUCAGACAUCAACCAUGCAUGGAAGAAACCAACAUUCUGAGAUUAUUUAAUUCAUUUAUGAUAUUGACAAUGUUGUAUUUAUUUUCCAGGAUUGCUGUUUCUCAAACUCUGUUUGCAAACGUAAAGAAACAUCUAAUCUGUGAUGCCAGGGAGUACUAAUGGCAGUUUCAGUGUGCAAUCCAGUAUGCUCUCAUCAAGUUAUUCAUCAAGUUAUUGGCUAAAUUUACGGCGGGUUUGUGUAAAAUGUCCGGGUUUCUUUUUCAACACCAGGGUAUAUUCUACGAGCAUUCAGAGUUUGGGAAGAGAGUAUGACGUUUGUAGUUACGGGAGGUGAAAUGAGUUAUUAAAACUCAAAACAGUCCAAUCUUAUGUAACUUUGUAACAGUUUUGGUCAUUUAAAACCUUUUUGAAGACAUACUUCAAACCACUACACAUACAUGUAGCAAUAUGACAUUUAGGACGGUCUGCAAAACGUAAUGUGCGCUACAGCUUCAAAAACAGCUUCAAAAACGUAACAUGUUUUGGCACAGCAUGCUAUUUAAUUACAAUAGUUUGGCUAUUUUGAUUAAAUGUGUUAAUUUAUUUUUACAAACGACCUGCUGGUGAAAAUGAAAUGUAACCACCUGAAGAAAGAUACAAACACUGAAUAUAUGGAUUUUAGCCUGGGGUCUUUAGUCUAAAUCGUGGAAAGUAUCUUAAUUGUCCAUUAUCUGGUGUAUUAAUGUAAUUGAAGAAUUUAAUUCUGUAUUAAAUCAUU